Messenger RNA from Carassius carassius (crucian carp), 2019 nucleotides. RefSeq names its product fibroblast growth factor 10-like. The transcript is spliced from 3 exons. Lineage: Eukaryota; Metazoa; Chordata; Actinopteri; Cypriniformes; Cyprinidae. Bases 691 to 1296 code for a protein of 201 amino acids. Gene Ontology annotation, biological process: limb development; positive regulation of canonical Wnt signaling pathway; cell differentiation. Gene Ontology annotation, cellular component: cytoplasm. Gene Ontology annotation, molecular function: type 2 fibroblast growth factor receptor binding; chemoattractant activity; growth factor activity. The record is from RefSeq and is a predicted model, not a curated record.
GAGUAACAGAGUGAGACAGAUAGGAGAGGGGCGAGGAAAAAUGCCCCUCGUCGCCUCUCAUUCUGACGCACGCAUGCAAACAAAACAUGCACACGCGGAUCUUCAAAGCCGACUGCUUUUCAUAGUCUCCCUAUUAGCUAAAGAGAUUACAUCUGGGGCCCUGAACCAGAUAAAUAAGGUGAGAGGAGUGUCAGAGCUCAGUCUGCUCCACCUCAGGAUCCUCUCAGCACCUCAGUGGUGAGCAGAAAGGAAACACGCUCUUAAUCAGAGGGACAUUGAGAGAGCGAGAAAGCUGGACUCUGUAGGGAUUACCCUUUUUUUUCCUACCGUGGAUUCCUCUCAUUUCAUCAAGAACAGAUUCACUGCCCUGUUGCUUUCGGGUCGUUUUGCCAUUCUUCUCCAGAACAUUUUCCUUGCCUCUUGCUGUCCUUCAGGGGUUCUUCAGUGGAUUGUACGUGGGAGAGCAGGAGGAGGUGAAGCGGUUCCCCACAGAGGUGUUUUGAGUUAUGGAUGUUGACACAUUCCUUCUGGACACGAAGAGAACUGGAUCCAGCCUGAGCAGCACAAGCAGACGCUACCUCCACGGACGCUUCACUGGUCUUUACCUCCUGGUAUCACCCUUUCUCCCAGCCAGCUCUUCAGCAUGCACCUUUCUGUGAGGCUCAUCCCAGUCUUCCGAGCUCCAGGACAAUGUGCAAAUGGAAAGUGACUAAGGGUGCCUCAGCCUUGUUCCGUCUAUCCUGCCUUUCCCUUCCGCUGCUGCUCCUGCUCCUGUGUUCGGCUCUGUCUGUGGCCUGCCAUGACACCCACAGGGCUGUACGUGCCCCGAGGGGUGCCAACUCCUCAUCGUCUGCUGUGGUGGGGCGGCAUGUGCGCAGCUACAACCACCUCACAGGGGACGUGCGCAAGAGGAAACUCUUCUCCUACCAGAAGUUCUUUCUCAGGAUCGAUAAGAACGGAAAAGUCAAUGGCACCAAAAGCAAGGAUGAUCCGUACAGUACACUUGAAAUCAAGUCUGUGGAUGUGGGCAUCGUUGCCAUCAAGGGGAUCCAAAGUAAUUACUACCUUGCAAUUAACAAGAAAGGGGUGGUCUAUGGGGCGAAGGAUUUUGGCGUUGACUGCAAGCUGAUAGAGAGGAUAGAGGAGAACCGGUACAACACAUACGCCUCGGCAGAGUGGAGGAACAAAAAGAAACCCAUGUUUGUGGGCUUGAUGGCCAACGGGAAGCCGAUGAGGGCCAAAAAGACCCGGAGAAAAAACACAGCCACACACUUUCUCCCCAUUCCUAUCGUGUAGCUACAACCCCACCAAAAGGGAACAUUUAACUGCACUGAGGAAAGACUUGGACUUUUUCGACAGUUUGGAGAAGGCACUAUGUAAAGGAGCUAAGAGAACUCCUUUUCACUGAGUCCGAUUGUUGUCACAUAUUUGUUUUUAAGUUAUUGGCACCAGGGAAAAUAGGGGACAUUUUUAAUGCCAAACCCUUUUCUAGCAAAGGAAAGGUUGGACCAAAUCCGACGGAGAGGAAUUGGACAUUGCAACCUCCCAGAAUGAACUGAAGAGACCUUUCACAGAGUGUAUUGCUUGUGUGUAUUUGUGUGUGUGUGACCUUUGGAUGCAGUUAUUUAUGCUGUACUAACUCAUACGAAACACUCUAACAGACUCUCAAACUCUGUGACUCAGUGGACUGAAAGUUAUGCAAACACUUACUGGAAGCACUUGCUCAAGGUGCAAGACUGAGAGGCCGAGACGGAGACCCUGCAUCCUACCAUCCAAAUUUAGUCAAGCUAGCACCAUAGCGUUAAAAACUCUAACAUUAUUAACAUGCAAAAGCCACUGUAUUUGAUAUCUCCAUUCUUUACCUGACAGCUUUGGAAUAAAUUAUUUAUUUUAUGUAAUAUUUAAAGAAAAACAAAGGCAAAAAACAUGGAAAGGACUUAUUUUUAAUCAUUUAUGCUCCUCUUUUAAAAAGCUAUUCUAUCGGUUACACAUGAAUAAAUAAAUAUAUUUCUCCUUACC